Messenger RNA from Megalopta genalis, 2921 nucleotides. RefSeq lists its product as uncharacterized. NCBI's taxonomy places the organism in Eukaryota, Metazoa, Arthropoda, Insecta, Hymenoptera, Halictidae. Gene Ontology annotation, cellular component: nucleus. Gene Ontology annotation, biological process: intracellular signal transduction; protein phosphorylation; positive regulation of apoptotic process. The record is from RefSeq and is a predicted model, not a curated record. Gene Ontology annotation, molecular function: protein serine/threonine kinase activity; ATP binding.
ACCCGCCAGCAGAAUCCGCGGCGUCCGCCGAAAAUCUAAAUCCGUCCGAGCCGAGAAGAAGAGGCACCCGAACGUCGGCCACCGGGUCUCGCCGCCCGAGAGACCGCGUACGCGAUAGUCAAUAAUUGCCUUUAGGGUCUAUCGGAUCGGUCGGUGAUCGCCGCGGACGCACCGAAACCGAGACCGAGACCGAGCGCGAGCGUGAUCGUGAUCGUGAUCGCGAUCCGCGUGCAACCACCUUUUCCGACACCUUGGUGAAUCCGACAACCUGAUCUCCGGCUGCCCAGGGUGCCAGAAGGAUGAUACGCGUCGACGAGACUGAUCCGGUUGGCGAGAUCGAGCCGAGCUUCCCUUAUCGAGACGUGACUAUUCGGCGAGGCAUCGAUUUCAAGGAUCUCUAUAACAUCCAGUCCGAGAUUGGGAGAGGCAAAUUUGGCACCGUUUAUCGAUGCAAGGAGAAAGCAGGCGGGCUGAUGCUCGCCGUGAAGGUGGUGAACACCGCGAAGAAAGAGGACAGGCGGUCAGUCGAGCGGGAAGUUGAGAUUAUGAGGCGGCUGCAACACCCUAGACUCAUCCAGCUGUACGACGCCAUCGACACCGGGAAACAGAUAUACGUUAUUUUGGAACUGAUCGCAGGCGGCGAGCUCUUCGAGAGGGUGAUCGACGAGGAUUUCGUGCUGACCGAGCGCAGUUGCGCUGUUUUCAUGCGACAGAUAUGCGAGGGCAUCGAGUUCAUUCACCAUCAGAACAUCCUGCAUCUCGAUCUAAAGCCGGAGAAUAUACUGUGUCUGACCAAGGAAGGGAACAGGAUUAAAAUCAUAGACUUCGGCCUCGCGAGGGAGUACGAUCCGAAGAAGAAGCUGCAGGUUCUAUUUGGCACGCCCGAGUUCGUUGCACCGGAAGUCGUAAAUUUCGAUCAGAUUGGUUACGGUACCGACAUGUGGAGUAUAGGCGUCAUCUGUUACGUGCUAUUGUCCGGGCUGUCUCCGUUCAUGGGCGACACGGACAUCGAGACGAUGGCGAACGUGACCAUCGCUAAAUACGACUUCGACCACGACGCGUUCGCCAACAUAUCCGAGGACGCGAAGGACUUCAUCCGGUGCCUCCUGGUCAAAGACAAAGAAAAACGAAUGUCGGCGAAGCAGUGCAAGGAGCACCGUUGGCUGUCGAGAAAGCCGAGCAAUCAACGGGCGGAUCGAACGGAGCUGAAUCCGGAACCGGCGAAGCAGAUGCCGCAGAUCACGAGGGUGCUGGCCAACAACAACCUGGAGGAGCUGGACGUGACCAAGGACAACCUGAGGCUGUUCGUCGAGCGCUGGCGAGAGCACCCCGACAGCCCCUAUAUGAUCGAGCUGCCUCAGUUAGGCGCCUCCGCGAACCACGACCUCGAGGAACUGGUGUCGUUGCAGGGUCAGAGCCCGUCGCCCUGCGCCAGCAUCUGCAGCACAUCUUCGGAAGCAGCGGAGAUCUCGCAGGAUACGCAGGGCUAUUUGACGGUGCCCAGCUUCAGCUUCGAGAGGAGAGCCUCGGAGGGGGUCUCCACUGACAAGUCCCGCAGCGACCCGGCCAGUCAGAUCGUCCUCGCGGAAGAGAUCAUCAAGCUAUCCGAACACUUGAGAUCCAUAGCAAUGGGCACCCGGCUGAAGAGCAACGAGGACCAAGUGGACGGCAAGAAGCCCGCCGAGAAGCAAGAGGAGAAGGCCAGGAGCAACCGCAACGGCGUCCACUCGAGGAACAACGGCCUGGUCCAGGCCGGUUCCGAGUGCAACGAGAUCACCCAGAAACUGUCCAGCAUAGUGAGACACCGGAAGCUGAACGGGACCACGUUCCACAGCAGCCGCAACUUCGACAGGCUGACCGAGACGAACUCUGCGAACAUGUUCGCGUCGUUCAAGAAGAAGAGCGGAGAAGGGAGGAGCUCGAAGGAGGAGAGGAUCGGCGGCCGGGAAGAGGGAGCGAAGUGUCUGGACUCGGAGAGAGCGAGCAACUUCGCCAGGAACAGGAUACUCAGCGAUGGUGAGAUCGAUUUAACGCCACCGUGGCGGCGUCCCAGAGUGAAGCACGUCUUCGGGGAGACCAGCAGGGACGUGCCAAGGAUCUCCGAGCUCCAGGACGUUCAUAAGAGUUUGAAUUUAGACGAGCCGACCAGCACCAAGGAUUUGCUGCUGCACCUGCUGGAGGAGUGGGACGAGGUGGCUACCAGGCCUUCGGGAGUCGGCCGGAAGUCGGUCAGCGCUGACUGGUGCGGGGAGGAAUCGGUCGCCAGGAAGACCAUGAACUCCCUGGCCGAGUACUUUCAGUCGAAGCAACAGAAGUCGAGCACGUCCAGCGUCAACGCCACCGCGCCGAGCUCGAUACAUCGCUGAGGAUCAUUUCCGGCGCUCGAGGACUUGACGAAUCUCGCACAAUCGAACGAUUUCCUCGAUCGGAAGUUCCGGGGAAGUAUGGGAACGCUCGUGUCGUUGUUUGAUACAAGUGGGUUCUUUGCUCGGUGCUGAAAGGUUAUGGAAGUUCCGAUGUGGUUUGAGCUGAUUGUAGGAGUCGGUUUUUUUGGAACGGUCGAUUUUCAUUCGAUUACUUUCGAACGAAUGCUCUUGUUCAGUCUAAAUUUUCUACGGGGAAUGAGCUUUUUAGUAUGGUGGAUUGCAUAUCGUGUUGGUACAUGUCUCCUUUGUAGAUGGUAUCGGAGUACGGUAUCGGAGUGAGAUAUCGAGAAUUACGUUUGUUUAUUGUGUAUUAUAAAUGUGCAUGCGUGGACGUACGUAUUAUUUAUAUUCUAAGCUAAAUUGUGUAACAGUCACGUGUGUGCGCAACGAUCUCUCGCACGGAUUGCAUCGGGAUCACAUGUCUGUGCAUGUACUCUCUUGUUUUAUUGUAUUAUUUAUAUUAUAUGUUUAAUACAAAAUACCAUGAAACGCGUG